CGUGGCUCCGCCCCCACGCAGGCGCUCUCCCGCUCUCUCUCGGUGCUGCUGACGGUCGUGUCUCGUGCGGCUAUAAAAGCUCGGUUUUUCGGGAUCAUGUCUGUGUCACCGGACAAACGGCGAAAGAUGGAGUCUGCGCUGGAGCAGAUCAAGAAAUACACGGUGGUCGUUGCAGACACGGGCGACUUUAACGCUAUUGAAGAGUACAAACCUCAGGAUGCCACCACCAAUCCUUCUCUGAUUCUGGCUGCAGCUAAAAUGCCCACCUACCAGCCUCUCGUGGAGCAGGCCAUCAAAUACGGCAUUGCUAACGGCGGGAGUGAGGAGGAGCAGGUGACCAAUGCCAUUGACAAGCUGUUUGUGAACUUUGGUUUGGAAAUCUUAAAGAAGGUUCCUGGCCGGGUCUCCACUGAAGUCGAUGCGAGGCUGUCUUUUGAUAAAGAAGCGAUGGUUUCUCGUGCCCGGAGGCUCAUCUCUCUCUAUGAAGAGGCGGGAGUCAGUAAGGAGCGCAUCCUCAUCAAACUCUCCUCCACAUGGGAGGGCAUUCAGGCCGGACAGGAGUUGGAGGAGAAGGACGGGAUCCACUGCAACAUGACUCUGCUGUUCUCGUUCGCUCAGGCCAUCGCGUGUGCUGAGGCUCGCGUCACCCUCAUCUCGCCCUUCGUGGGGCGUAUCCUGGACUGGUACAAAGAAAACACAGACAGCAAAAACUACGAGCCCCAUGAGGAUCCAGGCAUGUUCUCUGAGAGAAACCUUUAG
Sinocyclocheilus anshuiensis is the source of this 759-nucleotide messenger RNA. RefSeq names its product transaldolase-like. Gene Ontology annotation, cellular component: intracellular anatomical structure; cytoplasm. The coding region runs from base 97 to 759 and encodes 220 amino acids. Gene Ontology annotation, molecular function: transaldolase activity. The transcript has 5 exons. The record is from RefSeq and is a predicted model, not a curated record. Gene Ontology annotation, biological process: carbohydrate metabolic process; pentose-phosphate shunt, non-oxidative branch; pentose-phosphate shunt. NCBI's taxonomy places the organism in Eukaryota, Metazoa, Chordata, Actinopteri, Cypriniformes, Cyprinidae.